Molecule: messenger RNA, 1203 nt
Organism: Ilyonectria robusta
Lineage: Eukaryota; Fungi; Ascomycota; Sordariomycetes; Hypocreales; Nectriaceae
Exons: 2
Coding region: 99-1166 (355 amino acids)
Source: RefSeq, a predicted model, not a curated record
UGGCAAUUCAGGCUAACUGUAAGCUAAACACACAGCUCUCAGAAACUUCUCGUUAUUCUUUUAUACGGAAAUACUCUAUUCUCUGCUUCUGCAACAACAUGAAACCUUUCAACGCUCUCGCUGCGGCACUGGGACUGACUGGUCUAGCUCAAGCGCAUAUGGAGAUGACAUAUCCGGCUCCUUUCAAGAGCAAGUACAAUCCCUAUGCAGGGUCAGACAUCGACUACAGCAUGACGUCUCCCCUUGCGGCUGAUGGAAGUAACUUUCCCUGCAAAGGCUACCAGUCUCUCUUGGGCACUGCGGCUGGUGCACCCACCGUGACUUGGCAAGCUGGUCAACAGUACAACAUGACCAUCGCUGGCGGUGCAGACCAUGGCGGUGGUAGUUGCCAGGCGUCUCUUUCUUUUGAUAAGGGCAAAUCGUGGAUCGUUAUCCAGUCCUAUAUCGGCAACUGUCCUCUUUCGCCCUCGGCGUCUUUCAGAUUCACCCUGCCAGUCGACACCCCCGCCGGCGUGGCCCUCUUUGCUUGGACUUGGUUCAACAGGAUUGGUAACCGCGAAAUGUACAUGAACUGUGCUGCCAUAACCGUCAAGGCUGGAAGUGGGACGCUCUCGACACCUCUCAGCAAGCGCCCUACCAUAUUUAUCGCCAAUGUCGGAAACGGCUGCGGAACUACAGAGAUGGUAGACGUCAUGUUUCCCAACCCCGGGCCUAAUGUCGAUUUGACCUCUUCCAAAACUGGGCCUCCGGUUGGCCAGUGUGCAGCUGGCCCUGGAGCUCAGAUUACUACCACUACCACCGGGCAGACUUUGACGACCAAGAAGACUACGACGACAAGCAAGACAGCUUCAUCAACAACGAAAGUUCCGAUAAAAACCACCUCAAAGCCUGGCGGUGUGUUUGUCACCGUUCCGGGGUCAACAGUAGAGACGACCCUCAAGUCCACAACUCGCAAGACAACAGCCCAGUCAGUACCUACUGGGGCCACUACUGGCGUUGUUACCCCCGGCACGCCCUGUAGUCCUGAAGGAUACUGGAGCUGUAACAAAGAUGGCAAAGGCUUUCAACGAUGCGCCUCUGGUAUAUGGUCAGUUGUUAUGCUAGUGGCGCCGGGUACGAAAUGCAGGCCAGGUCAGAGUAUGGAGUUUGUUAUUGAGUGGGUAUAAUAGUAGUAUAGCAAGUAAUUUACAAAUUAUUCUUAUA